AUGAGGCAGCUGCCAGUCCGACCAGGCAGUCUGGCUUGUUCGGGCUGCAAAGCGGGAAGGCUAGUGACAGUCCCCUUCAGCAGCCAAGAUGCAGAGGGCCAAGGAAGCAAUGAAAGCAUCCGAUGGCAGCCUCCUUGGAGACCCAGGGCGCAUAACACUGAACAAAAAGGAAGGCAUCAAGUGGCAGAGGCCACGGUUCACCCGCCAGGCCCUGAUGCGAUGCUGUUUAAUCAAGUGGAUCCUGUCCAGUGCUGCCCCACAAGGCUCAGCAGUGACAGUGAACUGGAGUUGUCCACGGUGCGACACCAGCCAGAGGGCUUGGACCAGCUGCAGGCCCUAACCAAGUUCACCAAGAAGGAGCUGCAGUCCCUUUAUCGAGGCUUUAAGAAUGAGUGUCCCACAGGCCUGGUGGAUGAAGAGACCUUCAAAGUCAUCUACUCACAGUUCUUCCCCCAGGGAGAUGCCACCACCUAUGCACACUUCCUCUUCAAUGCCUUUGAUGCUGAUGGGAACGGGGCCAUCCACUUUGAGGACUUCGUGGUUGGGCUCUCCAUCCUGCUCCGAGGGACGGUCCAUGAGAAGCUCAAGUGGGCCUUCAAUCUCUAUGACAUUAACAAGGAUGGUUACAUCACCAAAGAGGAGAUGCUGGCCAUCAUGAAAUCCAUCUAUGACAUGAUGGGCCGCCACACCUACCCUGUCCUGCGGGAGGACGCACCUCUGGAGCAUGUGGAGAGGUUCUUCCAGAAAAUGGACAAGAACCAGGAUGGAGUGGUGACCAUUGACGAGUUUCUGGAGACCUGUCAAAAGGACGAGAACAUCAUGAGCUCCAUGCAACUGUUUGAGAAUGUCAUCUAGGACACAUGGGAGGGGACCCUGGGUGGUCAUUGCUUCUCAGCCCGGAGAAGCCUCAAUCCUGCCUCACAUGAGCAGCCUCUAUGAGAAACAUUUUUCUAAUAUAUUUGCAAAAACUGAACAGUUUACUCCCAAGACAGACACACAGACACAGUCUUUCUCUUUAUCACACACACACACACACACACACACACACACACACACACACACACGGUUCCUCUGGCUUGGCAGAGGAGGUGGCAGCCAGAAGGCACCCCCAGCUAUUCCCAGGUCAAUAGAUGAGGCUACCUCUGGGGUGGCCAGCCCUGGAUGUUACACAGAAGGAGCUCAGAGCCCAAGAGGGCUUGGUCUACAAAAGCGAAGGUCCCUUGUGUCCUUUCUACUGCUUGAGAGACCAGGCUACUCCCUGCCCAUGGACCUAUGUUUCUAGGAAGUUCCCAGAAACCCUGCAGGGACCAAGAGGGAAGAGGUCUGAGUAGUGAUAAAAUGAUGGUUUGAUCGAAGCUGAGCCUGUAGCUUCAUGCUAAUGCUCAUCUGGGGUCCUAGAACCGCAGGGCCAGGCCACCUAUUGUGGGCUGAGUGGCCUUUGGGCUAUGUCCUUUAAGAGCAGGGCAGGAUGGAGGGUUUUGGAGACGCUGGGGGAACAAAUUGUCCACACUAUUGGGUGACGGACCAGACUAUCAGCUGGCCAAUGGGAAUGUGGUGGGCGGAGCUCUCCCAACUCCUACCAGGCUGGCCUCUCCAAGGUCCUCUUUGGUUCUAGAGGGGGGGUCACCUGGCUCAGGGACUGAUAACCAGGGAACUGGACUGUAUGGGAAAGGCCUGGGGGUGGAGGGGGGUUCCCUCCUCUUCCCUGGCCACUUGCCACCCAGUUCCUUGUCACAAUGGAUAGGCCACAGCACUGUGGCUGCCCUUGAAAAGGCUCAUCCCAACCCAUACAAAAAGCACAAACACCCUAGCAUCUCAGGCCAUGCCCACAAGGGGAAGCAGGGGGCUCCCUGGUUGGGGGUGGGGAUCUGUGUCCCCGCAGCCCUGACUCAGUGACCCGAGGAAGAAUCCAUCCUGUGCCUCAGAGCCUUGGGGGUCUCACAGCUCUUCCCCAGCCCAGCUCGCCAACAUUCUAAAGCACAAACCUGAGGACUGUGCUCGCCUGAGCUGCACCCUGGGGAUGGGAGACCACAUCAGCUCUAAGCUGAAGCUAGCCAUGAGCAUGGGGACCUGUGACCAGGCAAGGUCAACAGACCCUCAGGAGGAGAGAGAGCUGUUCCUGCCUGCCCAGGCCUCCCCCAUAAGGGACCAUGUCCCAGGCAGCAUGUUACCCAGAGGAACAUUCCCACAAAAUACAUUCCAUCAACUGCAGCCCAGUCUCUGCCCAGGCCCAGUUCUGAGAGUCCCUGGGUGUUCCCCAGAAGGCCAGCCCCAGGAUAAGGGAAGUCUCCAGAGGAAAGGCAGGGUGACAGUGACCCCCAUACACAGGUGGACUCCCAUCUCAGGGCUGCACUGAUCCCAUCUCCAUCCUGAUUGGGGGUCCCCUUCACCCCAUCUAGAGACCAUCAGCUUUCCCUGGCUCAGGGACCUCCCCUACCCCAGCCUGGCCCUUCCCACUGGGGUUCCUGUGCUUGUGAGAAACCAAGGCCACAGGAGAAGAUUACCAUUCUAGCCUGCCCCACCCCUUAGCCUCUGGCUGCACGCCCAACCAGGGGGUCUGUCCCCCUUGCAGGGGGACACAGACUGGCCGCAUGUCUGCAUGGCAGAAGCGUCUCCCUUGGGUGCAGCCUGGGAGGGUGGUUCCUGUCUCAGUGCCCACCAAUAUUCAGUCCUAUAUAUUUUAAUAAAAUAAACUUGACAAAGGA
Molecule: messenger RNA, 2705 nt
Organism: Cricetulus griseus (Chinese hamster)
Lineage: Eukaryota; Metazoa; Chordata; Mammalia; Rodentia; Cricetidae
Source: RefSeq, a predicted model, not a curated record